Penicillium cinerascens is the source of this 762-nucleotide messenger RNA. Its product is annotated as fungal specific transcription factor domain-containing protein. The coding region runs from base 1 to 762 and encodes 253 amino acids. The record is from RefSeq and is a predicted model, not a curated record. The transcript has a single exon. Gene Ontology annotation, cellular component: nucleus. NCBI's taxonomy places the organism in Eukaryota, Fungi, Ascomycota, Eurotiomycetes, Eurotiales, Aspergillaceae.
AUGCGCCGCCGCGUCUGGCUACAUAUUUUUCAGAUCGAUGCACUGGUUUCAUUCCAGAUGGGUCUCCCGAGCACGAUUCCAACAGAGUAUUGUGACACGCAAGUUCCAAGGAAUUUGUAUGAUACGGACCUCCAUGUGGGCAUGGAAAAAUUGCCUCCUUCCCGUCCAUUCGCGGAAGUUACACCUAUACUCUAUGGAAUCGUCAAGUCUGGCAUCAUGAGGGCUUUUAAGAAGAUUGUGGCUCAUACACAAUCUCUUGCUACUCCUGGCUAUGACGAGAUCCUUGCUUUGCAUCACGAAAUGAAUGAAGUAUACGGGAGGACCCCAGUUAUCUUACGCCGAAGAGAUGUCUGCGAAUCUUUCAUGGACUCUUCAGACAUCAUUCUGGAGCGAUGUACGCUUGAACUACUAUUUCUCAAGGGCAUUGUGGUGCUUCAUCGACGCUACAUUCGACACGAGCCCCAGAAUCCUACUUUUGAACCCUCCCGCCGCUUCUGCUUAGAGGCCGCUCUUGAAAUUCUUGCCCGGCAAGCAGACAUAUACCAGGCAGCUCUUCCAGGAGAGCGCCUACACGAGGAUCAGUGGAUGGUCACUGCUCUGACCGUGCAUGACUUUCUCUUAGCAGCCAUGGUACUUUGUCUCGAUCUUUCCGUAAGGAUGGAAACUCUUCAGGAAGACAACCAAAAUUUCGCAUCAGAAAAAGUCCGCACGCUUCAAAUCACUCAGCAGAUAUGGGCAGCAAAUGGUGAUUUCCCUCCUUAG